AUGCCUCAACACAGUGUAAUAACAGUUAUUGGCUCUCGAUUCUACAAAUAUGGAUUCCAAAGUGAAUUCCAAGGAAACAUUACAGAGUACUUCAUGUAUUCCGAUAAUCCGUCUCCUUUAGAUAUGGUCGGGCAUGGAAGCCAUAUAGCGAGCAGGGCAGCCAGGUCUUUCAUGGCCAACGCCACCUACUUCGGCCACAAUUUCGGCACAUUCAGAGGCGGUGCCCCACGUGCUCGAUUAGCAAUAUACAAGGGACAAAGUUCAAUGACAAGAGAUGGGAUUGGUUUCAAAGAUUUAACUUUUCUAGGGGCAUUCUACAGGCGCAACUGCCAUGAUUGUGGCAGUGCCCCUGAUGAUAUUACAAUAUUCGCUUUCUAUACGAGCAAUAACUCGGUAGCUGGAAUUCCAGUCAUUCAAAUAGACUAUGAAACUGGAACUGAAAUUAUGAAUUAUUGUUUGACGAGUGAUGCCACUCCUAUGGUGAAGUUGAGCUCAACAAAAGUUCUUUUGGGCAAGCCAGGGGCUCCUAGGGUUGCUUCUUAUUCAUCAAGAGAGCCUAACUCUUAUGUUCCAUCAGUACUCAAGCCUGAUAUAGCGGCACCAGGAACAUCAAUUCUAGCAGUUAAUGCAUAUUCUAAUUUUAUGAUGCACAAUACAUAUAGUCUUAGCAGUGGAACGUCAAAUGCAACGCCUCAUGUUGCAGGCAUUGUGGCUCUUCUGAGAGCAGUGCAUCCUGAUUGGUCUCCUGCAGCAAUCAAAUCUGCCCUCGUAACAACAGCAUGGAACACAGACACAUAUGACUAUCCCAUCUUUGCUGAGAGUAAUCCGAGAAAACUGGCAGAUGCUUUCGACUAUGGGGGUGGUAUUGCAAAUCCGAAUGGUGCUGCACACCCGGCAGACGAUCCAGAAAUUCAGAAUGUUACAGGGAUACGCGGGAUGUGCCCUAAACCUAUAAUGUCCGUUUUAGAUCUAAACCUACCUUCCAUUACUAUCCCAAAUCUCAGAGAGUCAGUUACUGUGAAAAGAACUGUCACAAACGUUGGACUACCUGCGAAGGCUGUGUAUAAUUCUGUGAUCAAAACUCCAUUGGUUACAAAGGUGUCAGUUAAGCCUAAAGUGUUGUCCUUCAAUUAUGGGAUUAAGAAGAUCACCUUCCAAGUGACUAUCAAGUUGACGAAGAAGUACAAUCUUGGGUACACAUUUGGAAGCUUGACAUGGACUGAUGGCAAGCAUUCUAUUAGAAGUCCCAUAUCUGUGAAAACAGAGAUAGUUCCUUUGUACUAA
This is a messenger RNA of Fraxinus pennsylvanica, 1284 nucleotides long. NCBI's taxonomy places the organism in Eukaryota, Viridiplantae, Streptophyta, Magnoliopsida, Lamiales, Oleaceae. The record is from the annotation of a GenBank genome assembly.